Gloeophyllum trabeum ATCC 11539 is the source of this 232-nucleotide messenger RNA. RefSeq lists its product as uncharacterized. Bases 1 to 189 code for a protein of 62 amino acids. NCBI's taxonomy places the organism in Eukaryota, Fungi, Basidiomycota, Agaricomycetes, Gloeophyllales, Gloeophyllaceae. The transcript is spliced from 3 exons. The record is from RefSeq and is a predicted model, not a curated record.
AUGGCUGGAGACUGCACCUGCGAAGCGCGCUGCGGCGCGUGCGGCCCCUCCGGCACGGGCUGCGCGUGCCCGAAGGGCAAGUGCGACUGCGCGCAGUGCGUGAAUAAGGCGCACACGGCUGGGUGCGAGUGCGGCGGCUCCGCGCAGGGGUGCAAAUGCGCGAAGGAGAGCAAGGCGUGCGAGUGCUGAGCGCCGGGCGGGCGUUCGCCUUUGGCUCGGAUCCGAAUGGUGG